Lonchura striata (white-rumped munia) is the source of this 735-nucleotide messenger RNA. It is a transcript of the gene GRXCR2, whose product is annotated as glutaredoxin and cysteine rich domain containing 2. NCBI's taxonomy places the organism in Eukaryota, Metazoa, Chordata, Aves, Passeriformes, Estrildidae. Gene Ontology annotation, cellular component: microvillus; stereocilium base; stereocilium shaft. Gene Ontology annotation, biological process: sensory perception of sound. The record is from RefSeq and is a predicted model, not a curated record.
AUGGACGAGCCCCAGAAGAAGGCCGGCCAGCGGCACGAGGGCCGGCCCCGCAAGGUGAGGUUCAGGAUCUCCUCGGCCUGCAGCGGGCGGGUGCUGAAGCAGGUCUACGAAGAUGGGCAGGAGCUGGAGCCCCCGGCCGAGGAGCACUCGCGGCGCUUCCUGCGCCACGGCUUCGAGCCGGGGCAGCCGCUGGAGCCGGGGCAGCUGCUGGAGAACAGAACGCGCUGGCCCACGGCCCUGACCGCCCGCAGGAUCAGCGUCCUGCGCCAGGAGCCCGCGCUCGGGCUGGCGGGCACCGCCGCCCUGCCCAGCGACUGGCCCGGCGCCAGCCCCUGCAGGUCUUCCCCAGUUGUAGAUUUUGGCAAGAUCAUAAUCUACACCAAUAACCUGAAAAUCAUCCGUGCACCGAUGGGCCAGAAAGAGCUCAUGAGAAGAAUCAUCCAGACUGAGGGAAUAAACGACUGGACAUUCGUGUACCGGGAGAAGAAAGAACUAUUUAGUGGUGGUCAUAAAAAAGAUGUGGAGAAUAAGGUCACUUGCAACCAGCAUGUGCAGGAGGGCGAUGCGGAACGCGGCUGCUCCCAGUGCAAAGGCUCGGGCUGCGCUCCCUGCUCGCUGUGCCACGGAAGCAAGUUCUCCAUGCUGGCAAACCGAUUCCGGGAGUCCUACCGGGCGCUGCGGUGCCCGGCGUGCGACCAGAGCGGGCGGCAGCCGUGCCGGGUGUGCGCCGCCUGA